AUGGUACUUUUCACUGAAAUCAUUGACUAUUUGGGCAAUGCUCUGGCUAUUGUCGUCCUCGUUUGGACCACUUUGCUGUUGGCUAGGAAAAGGAGAUACCAUCCGAAUUAUAGAAUCGGUGUCGUUCUCUUGAGCGGCUCCAUUUUAUAUCAGUUGAUUUCGAAUACGAUAUUUGUCGCGAUUCAAUGGUCCGAAUUCACUAUGGUAUUUUAUGCCCUGAGGAGAACAAGGAUUGAUUGGGCCGAUCGACAUAAAGAAGCUUCACUCUCGAAGCGUUUUCAACUUGCCGAAUCGCGUUCAUCCGCUCGAAUCUUUGUCCCUCUUGUAAUUAGCAAUUUCUGUACGGUUCUCUUUUUUCUCGCGUGUCAAUCGAUUAACACUUUUGCCGAGUUGAGUCUCAAUGAACAACAAUUUGUGAGAGCUUGGAUGACUCUAUCGUUGGCGCAAAAGUCCCGCUUUCAUCAGAAUUUUCGGUUCAACGUUGUCCUCUUGAGCGGAUCCGUUUUUUAUCUCCUUCUCUUUUAUGCGAUUCUCGACGUGUUCAACAAUUUACCCAUCAUCUUUCCAACUACAAUUUUUGUCGUACGGCAAUUCGGUUGGAUUUGGUAUCGAUCAGCGAUUUUGACUUUUGUUUCCGAGAGAUUUGCUUGUGCCCUAAUGACAAGGAAUUACGAAUCAGUUAACCAUAUUUGGGGGAAAAUUCUAGCCAUAAUUUUCACCGGCUUUAUGGCUUUUCUCCUGGUCGUCGUUUUGUUGUUAACACAAAACGAAAAAACGGUGUACACUGUCGUUUGGACAGCUCUAAUCGAAUCGAUCACUCUGCCGAUGACAAUUUAUAUUCUAAUGCGGACGAAAUCUGAAUGGAAACUGAGACAUCGAGGAGCAUCAUUGUCACAGAGAUUUCAACUCUCCGAAUUCCGAUCUUCUGUCAAAUUCUUUGUGCCACUCGUUUUGAGCAAUUUUGUGAGCGUUUUCAUCUUUCUUGGCCUCAAGUCAGUGAUCACUUUUGUGGAUUUGGAUGAUAAUGGACUGGCGGCUUUUAACGAAGCGAUUGAUGUGCUCGAUUUCUAUCAGCGCCUCUUCUACGUUGGCUGUGUCGUCCGAACCGAAGAAGAUUCAUUAAACGAUUUCUUGAACUUUUUCAAGAGAAAACUGAAAUGGAGAGAGAAAUUCCCACGGAAACCAAAUCGAAUCCGUGACAUCACAAUGGCAAAAAUAAGCCAAGAUGAAUAUUUCAAUUCAAUCAAAAUCAUGUGGGCU
This is a messenger RNA of Mesorhabditis belari, 1260 nucleotides long. The record is from the annotation of a GenBank genome assembly. Lineage: Eukaryota; Metazoa; Nematoda; Chromadorea; Rhabditida; Rhabditidae.